Messenger RNA from Closterium sp. NIES-67, 773 nucleotides. Lineage: Eukaryota; Viridiplantae; Streptophyta; Zygnematophyceae; Desmidiales; Closteriaceae. The record is from the annotation of a GenBank genome assembly.
UGCCUUGACGAGACAACCCUCCCAAAGCGUUUGAAACCCAUAGCCCAAUCCAUAGACACCUGUGGACGUAUAGCUCGUUGACCCGUCGAGUCUUGAUGUUCCGAAGCUCUAGAAGCCUGUUUCACGCACAGGAUAGUUAGGUGCUGCAAUCGACAUGGUAGGGUUUCAAGGCACUCACCCGACAAUAGAUGAGGUGCGCGCGUACCUCAACGCGGAUCACCAAGAGGAGAUGCGGCACAGCAUCCACCAAUCCGCAGCUGACAUGUGGAUCGCAGAGCAGCAGUUCAAGUCGUGCCUGGAACAGGCUCUGUCGAACCAUCCCUUCGCUAACUCCCAACCUCCUCGUCGCGAAGCCGCAACCAGUGACUCGACUACUUCUAGUGGUGCUCUGUUUGUUACCUCGUCUUCCUCGUUGACUGCUUCACGCGAGGCGCGUUCCGCGAUCCCUAAUAGUAGCAAUUUACCCCGGGAUCGCAACAGCGGCCUGUGCUCCUUGUUAAACCGGUGUCGAAGGAAGAUCUCUCGGCAUUUGUACUGUUCGUGAAUUAAGACGCUCCCACAACUAACAUCACGGGGAGAGCAACAAUCGCGCGCUCCGCCAUCGGCAGCUGCGGGAUACUAUUGGAAGCAACCCAGAGUAGCUUCGCUAGUGGCUUUAUUCGCGGAAAACCAUUUCUGUAAACUGACAGUAGUGCAUCACCGCCAUGUGUCAAUGCUAUGCAAUCUCUGGAUUUGGAAUAGUGUGAGCCGCUGUACAUAACCUUCAGCUCUUG